UGGAGGCACUGUGGCUUCAACACAGUGCCCCCUAUCAGUGAUCUAGUGUAUAUAUAAAUCACUGGUUCAGGAAUAUUCUAUGGUCUUAAAUUGUGUGCUCUCCUGCCUCCCAUUCCGACUACAGAUAACUUUCUACGAGGACAACAACUUCCAGGGGCGCUCUUAUGAGUGCGAUGCGGACUGCGCUGACAUGCACCCCCAUUUCAGCCGCUGUAACUCCAUCAAGGUAGAUAGCGGCUGUUGGGUGCUGUACGAGCGUCCCAACUACACAGGCUAUCAGUACGUGCUGACCAGGGGAGAGUACCCAGAGUACAAGCACUGGAUGGGAUACAAUGACAGCAUCCGCUCCUGCCGUACCUUCUCCUAUGUGAGCAACCUAAUUACUAGCGGAGGCCCAUACCGCAUGCGCAUCUAUGAACGCCCCAACUUCCAGGGCCAGACGAUGGAGUUCGCUGAGGACUGUGAGUCUGUCCAGGAACGCUUCCGCAGCCGUGACGUCUACUCCUGUAACGUCCUGGAGGGCUACUGGACCCUCUACGAACACCCCAACUACCGCGGCCGCCAGUACUUCAUGAGGCCUGGAGAGUACAGGAAGUUUAGUGACUGGGGAGCCACCUGCGCCACCACUGGCUCCUUCCGUAGGAUCACCGAAUUUUAG
Coregonus clupeaformis (lake whitefish) is the source of this 658-nucleotide messenger RNA. Its product is annotated as gamma-crystallin M2-like. Lineage: Eukaryota; Metazoa; Chordata; Actinopteri; Salmoniformes; Salmonidae. The transcript is spliced from 2 exons. Bases 80 to 658 code for a protein of 192 amino acids. Gene Ontology annotation, molecular function: structural constituent of eye lens. Gene Ontology annotation, biological process: visual perception; lens development in camera-type eye. The record is from RefSeq and is a predicted model, not a curated record.